Molecule: messenger RNA, 2926 nt
Organism: Hippoglossus stenolepis (Pacific halibut)
Lineage: Eukaryota; Metazoa; Chordata; Actinopteri; Pleuronectiformes; Pleuronectidae
Gene: trmt1
Product: tRNA methyltransferase 1
Exons: 17
Coding region: 450-2456 (668 amino acids)
Biological process (GO): tRNA N2-guanine methylation
Cellular component (GO): nucleus
Molecular function (GO): metal ion binding; RNA binding
Source: RefSeq, a predicted model, not a curated record
GCGUUUUCAACACCUCGCAGGCUUCCGUAGAUCCGCAGCUGAAAACAUGGCCGCCGCCUCUUGCCAGCGUGAGUGAACGGGGGGAAGUUUGUGUUGCCGCAGCGAGGACACACGCGCACACAUCGUUCCACAGUUUAUUUCACUUUGACAAGAAAUACAAUUAAACCCCAAGAGCGGCGUCUCCUCCCGGCUCAGGUGUCCCAGGUAAAAACCUCCAAACGCCGCCUGCUUAGCCGUAGCUAGCUAGCAUGCUAACAGCUCCUCUGGUGGUGAUGUGUGCAGCAGCUCCAGAGUUUUCUCCAAAACGUACGUGAACGAUGCUAAGCUAACGGGGCUAGAGGCUCAUUUUGAAGUGACCCCAAAGAUCCUCUCAGCAACAACUCAACAGACACAACACUAAACUUUCUGGAGGCCUCGACAACACAAACUAACUUGGGCUCUGUCCCUUUAUGCUGGUGAGGUCAGCUCGGCUCUUCCCCUUCCUCGUCUCCAGUCGGCUGCAUCUUCGUUUCCCCUGUGCUGCUCGGCAGACGUGUCAGUGGAGGAUCAGCAGUGCUGCUGCUGUUCUCAGCAGGGGACUGAAAUCUAUGGAGCCCCUGAAAACCCGUCAAGACCCAGAGGUUCCCAGUAAUAACCCCCCGCCUGCAUCUACUGGAUCCACAGCUGAUGUUAUGACCCCAACAGACACGGCACCUGACGCGAAGACGCCGCCUCCCGUGGGUCUUUUACCAGGGGAGACGGUGGUCAAGGAGGGCAAGGCGGCCAUCUUGUUUCCCAGUGCAAAUGAAGUGUUUUACAACCCGGUCCAGGAGUUUAACAGAGAUCUGACAUGUGCUGUGAUCACAGAGUUUGCCAGAGAUCUGCUGGCUCAGCGCGGCAUAAAGGUGGUGGUGCCUGGAGAGAAGGAGAGGGUGGUGGUCUCUCUGUCGGAGGAGACGAACGAGGCAGACGCUCCGGUGAAGGAGAAGGACACAACAGAGGAGCCGGCGGAAACUGCAACAGUGGGGGAGAAAUGUGAGCGCGGUCUCCGGGUCCUUGAGGGCCUGGCGGCGUCGGGUUUACGCUCUGUGCGCUUCGCUCUGGAAGUCCCGGGCCUGCAGAGCAUAACCGCCAACGACUUCUCCACCAAGGCCGCGGGCCUGAUCGCCAGGAACGCCGAGUACAACGGAGUUACCCACCUGCUCCAGUCCAGCUGCAGGGACGCCAGUAUGCUGAUGUACGAGAUGCGAGGGAAGAAGGAGCGCUAUGACGUCAUAGAUCUGGAUCCGUAUGGCAGCCCCGCCCCCUUCCUGGAUGCCGCCGUACAGGCCGUCAGUGAAGGAGGUCUGUUGUGUAUAACAUGUACCGACAUGGCCGUGAUGGCUGGAAACAGUGGAGAGACCUGCUACAGCAAGUACGGUUCAGUCUCCAUCAAAGCCAAAUACUGUCAUGAGAUGGCUCUGCGUAUCAUCCUCCACAGUUUGGACCAGAGGGCGGGGGUGUACCAGCGAUACAUCCAGCCCCUGCUGUCUGUCAGCGUCGAUUUCUACAUCAGAGUCUUUGUACGUGUCUUCACGGGACAGUGCACAGUGAAGAACUCCGCCAGUAAACAGGCUCUGGCCUACAACUGUGUCGGCUGUGGGUCUUUCCACUUACAGAGAAUGGGCAAGAGAACGAUGAGUGGGAAACAUAUGAAGUAUUCUGCUGCUACCGGACCUCCUGUGGGACCAGAGUGUGAGCACUGUGGACAGAGACAUCAGAUGGGGGGUCCUCUCUGGGUGGAACCCAUCCAUGACGUGCCGUUUGUCCAGAGGGUUCUGUCCGCUGUGUCUGGGAAUCCGUCCAGAUUCGGAACAUCUAAACGCAUCGAGGGGAUGCUGAGCAUGGUGACGGAGGAGCUGGAAGAUGUUCCUCUUUAUUACACGGUGGACAGUCUGAGCAGCACGAUACACUGCAACACGCCGCCGCUGCUCCAGUUCUGGUCUGCUCUUCUUCACGCCGGUCACCGGGCUUCCCUUUCUCACGCCUGUAAGAACGCCAUCAAGACUAACGCUCCCCCUGCAGCCAUCUGGGACAUCAUGAGAUGCUGGGAGAAGUCGAACCCUGUGAAGAGGGAGAAGCUGUCUGAGACCAGCCCGGCCUUUAAGAUCCUCUCCACUGAGCCCAGUCUCGAGGCCUGUUUCACUGUGAGGGAAGACGCCAACCCUCAGUCCCGUAAACGCCACCUGACGAGGUUCCAGGAGAAUCCUCAGGCGUUCUGGGGACCGAAAUCUCGGGCCAAAGCCAACGGAGGCAUCUCUACCAGCCUGCAGGACAAGAGAGAGAAGUACCAGAACAAGAGGAAGAACCAGAUCACAGAUUCUUCUCAAUUGAAAAACCUCCCCUGCAAGAGGUUCAGACAGGGAACGUGCUCACAUGGAGAGAGAUGCUGCUACUCCCACGACCUGCAGCAGACAAAUGAAGAGAAAAUGGAUUGAUUCUGCUGUGCUAGCUUUUUUUUUUUUUUUUAAUUUUUAUUCCUGGAGUUCUGCAGUCAGGUUUUAUUUUGGUGAGGACAACGAACUAAAAUCUGUUGAUGUGCAGAAUAGAGCUGUCGCCAUGUCCAGAUAGUGACGAUAACAGUGACGCUUUAAAAAAGGGAAAUACUGAUAUUGUUAAAGAUACAAAUGUGUCAAACCAGUUUCUUUCUGUUGUGAUGCAGUUGGUUCAAACUGGAGUUACUGGGUUGGAACCAAUAAACAAACCAUCGUCGCCCUCGUUCUCUCUGAGGCCGAAGGACCGACUGUUUCAUUUACAGCUGAAAACAAGCAGAAGCUAAAAUGUUGCAUCCCGAGAACACAACAAACAAACUGUAAAGUUUUAUUUCAUAGGUUAUUUGUUUUAUUCAUUUGACUGCUGUCAACAUGUCUUUCACAUCAAUAAAGUCCUCAAUGUGACUUUAAACCUU